AUGGCACCUCGUGGACGUGGUCGAGGCCAUGGGAGAGGUCGAACUAGUAAUCAGAAAUUGGAAACCGACACGAAUAACCCAGUGAACUUCAUGGCUGCAUUGGAGAGCAUGGCUGCUACUAUGCAGGCCACUACUAAGGCGCUUGGACAGCAAAUGAAAAUGGCUGUGGAGCGAGCAUUACAAGUACAACUGGUGCCUGAAGUGCAGUGUGUCGAAUUUGCUACUUAUCAGCUCACUGGAGAAGCACUACAUUGGUGGCAGGAAACACGAUGUCUCGUGGAAUUUUAUAAAAGGUACUUUCCGAAUUUAGUCAGGACAGCAAAGGAGCUUGAAUUACUACAGCUGAAGCAGGGUGCUAUGUCUGUGCCUGAAUAUACAAACAAAUUUAAGGAAUUGUGUAGAUUUUCCCAUAUUUGUCAAGGAGCUCCUAGAGACUUUGAGGAGUGGAAGUGCAUUAAGUUUGAAGGAGGGCUCUGGAGCGAUAUCUUAAGUUCUACGAGGCCAAUGGAGAUCAGGACUUUCUUAGAACUAGUGAAUAAGAGCAGGGUUGCUAAAGAUUGUAUGAGAAGGGUGGCUGCAGAGAAAGGGAGCCAUAAGAUGUCUUUUCAACAGAACCAAGGAAGAAGCUUUGCUACUAGGGGUCAGACUUUCAAGCAUGGAGGUUUUGUACCAGAGCAGACUCAGGGUCAGACCAAUUUUAGAAGGCCUAACAACAACAAUUACCAAGGGAAAAGAGUUAGAAAGCAGCCUCUGAAUGAGCAAGCUUGUGCUAGAUGUGGAAGUCAUCAUCCGGGUGUUCCAUGUAAAGCUGGUUGGGGCUUGUUUAUUCAUGUGGAAAGGCGGGGCAUAAAGCCUCAAACUGUCCGAAGAAGCAGAGCCGGUAAAACUUUGAAUGCUUUAUUUGAUUCUGGAGCUGCUCAUUCAUUCAUAGCAUUUGAGAGGGCUAGUGAAUUAGCGUUGAAGAUAGUUGUGUUAGAUUAUGAUCUGAUUGUGCAUAAUGCUAAUUCGGAAGCCGUUGUGACUAGGUUAGGCUGUCCACAAGUGUCGUUCCAAGUUAAACAGCGAGAUUUUGUACAUGAUCUAAUUUGUUUACCAAUGGUUGGUUCGGAUCUCAUUUUGGGACUAGAUUGGUUAUCUAAGAAUCAUGUCUUGCUAGACUAUUCUGAGAAAUCGUUGUAUUUUAUGCUGGAAGAAUCGUAA
Arachis stenosperma is the source of this 1200-nucleotide messenger RNA. RefSeq lists its product as uncharacterized. The transcript is spliced from 4 exons. The record is from RefSeq and is a predicted model, not a curated record. Lineage: Eukaryota; Viridiplantae; Streptophyta; Magnoliopsida; Fabales; Fabaceae. Bases 1 to 1200 code for a protein of 399 amino acids.